Messenger RNA from Aspergillus pseudonomiae, 1623 nucleotides. RefSeq names its product MDR family MFS transporter. Lineage: Eukaryota; Fungi; Ascomycota; Eurotiomycetes; Eurotiales; Aspergillaceae. Gene Ontology annotation, molecular function: transmembrane transporter activity. The transcript has 2 exons. The record is from RefSeq and is a predicted model, not a curated record. Gene Ontology annotation, biological process: transmembrane transport. The coding region runs from base 1 to 1623 and encodes 540 amino acids.
AUGGGCUCACCAAAUGGCUCAUUCCUUUCCUCUAUUCGCCUCAGCCUGGUCAUGGUUGCGCUGUGCCUUGCUGUAUUCCUGACCGGGAUGGACCAAACGGUUCUCGCGACAGUGACCCCGACACUGACGACCGAGUUCCACAGUAUUGACGAUAUGGGCUGGUGGACCGCCGCUUACCUGACCAUGCUCAGUGUAUUCCAGAUUCCAUAUGGCAAGCUCUACAGCCUGUUCUCAAUUAAGAUCAUCUAUCUAUCAGCAAUCGGCAUCUUUGAAUUAGGCUCCCUUGUAUGUGCCACCGCACCCAACUCCAUCGCCAUGAUUUUCGGUCGCGCGAUUGCCGGCGCUGGGGCGGCUGGUAUUUUUACCGGGGGGAUUAUGAUCACCACAAAGAUCAUCCCGCUCGAUCGCCGUGCGUCCUACCUUGGGAUCAUGUCGGCUGCCUUUGGCGUUGCUGCCAUUGUAGGACCAUUCGUCGGAGGCGCGUUUACAGACAGGUCUACAUGGCGAUGGUGCUUCUACAUCAACCUACCAUUAGGCGGGCUAAGUAUAUUGGUAUGUUUUUUGCUCGUGAAUACGCCGGUGGACUCCUCCAUUGCAUCACUGUCAUUCCAGGCUCGAGUCCGCCAGUUUGAUUUCUUUGGGAUGGUCAGCUUGAUGGGUGGUAUCGUUUGCUUGCUCCUUGCACUCCAGUGGGGCGGCACCCAAUACCCCUGGAAUAGUGGAAGGAUUAUUGCAUUAUUGGUGGUGGCAGUUCUCCUUAUGCUGUCUUUUGUUCUCCUUCAGAUAUUCGUUCCUGGGUCAAAAACCAUCCCCCGCAGUGUGUCGAAACAUGCGUCGGUGUGGCAUGCCGUAGGGUACGCGAUGUGUAUCACGGGAGGAAUCUACGUCGCCAUAGUCUACAUUCCAGUGUGGGUGCAGGCGGUGCAACACAAAUCAGCCCUGGGCUCCGGGGUUAUGCUGACUCCAUUGAUCGUGGGCUACGUCGUAUUCUCGGUGGUUGCGGGAGUCCUCACGUCCGGGUUGGGUUAUUACAACCCACCAAUGAUCCUGGGAACUAUCCUGGCAAGUGUUGGUGCUGGCCUAUUAUCGACCUUAUCAACGGAUACCUCCAACGGGCGCUUGAUUGGGUACCAGGCACUGUACGGCAUUGGUGUUGGGCUGGGGUUUGGCCAACCCAGCUACGUAGUGCAGACCGUGUUGUCCGAGGCAGAUAUCCCGAUUGGAGUGACAUUAGUUACCCUUGUCCAGCACUUGAGCUCGGCUAUCUUUGUCGCCGUUGCCCAGGGUGUCUUCCAGAAUACCCUUGCACAUACGGUGCGGUCGCUGGCGCCAGGCGUUGACCCUUCGAAACUAGCAAAGCUCGGCGCGACGCAACUGAGUCAGUUCGUCAACGAGCAAGACAUGCCACACGUCUUGGAGGCGUACAGUACCGCAAUUGCGAGGACUCUCUACAUCCCAAUGGCCCUCAGCUGUGCAUCAGUGCUAGGAGCCUGUCUGACACCAUGGAUUUCCAUGAAAAAAGCCGAGCCACAACAAACGGACAAGCAGCCGAGGGGAGAAGAGCCGAUAAGUGGUGGGCCGCAGGAAAAGGGCCGUGACACAUUAGGGGUCCACGAGGCCUAG